This is a messenger RNA of Arvicola amphibius (Eurasian water vole), 4071 nucleotides long. RefSeq names its product myoneurin (gene Mynn). Gene Ontology annotation, cellular component: nucleus. Gene Ontology annotation, biological process: regulation of transcription by RNA polymerase II. Lineage: Eukaryota; Metazoa; Chordata; Mammalia; Rodentia; Cricetidae. Gene Ontology annotation, molecular function: RNA polymerase II cis-regulatory region sequence-specific DNA binding; protein binding; DNA-binding transcription factor activity, RNA polymerase II-specific. The transcript is spliced from 8 exons. The record is from RefSeq and is a predicted model, not a curated record. Bases 633 to 2465 code for a protein of 610 amino acids.
CCGGCUGGUUUGGUUGGCUUUGGUGCUUCUCUGCCUUCUGUCUGCAGGUAAGGGCCUCCUGGAAGAUGAGCGUCAGCGGGCCGGCUCAAGCAGAACUCUGGGGGUCCCAAGAGCUUUCGGGUAUGCAAGAGAGGAAGGAGUGAUUGGUCUCGACUCAAGCACAUCCCUCCCACCGGCCACAGUCAAGAGCCAGGGUGCACAGCGCCGUAGUCGCCACUGGAGGGGCGCUAAUGAAGAGAGGAUGACAGGAGAGGAAGAGAACUACAAGUCCCAGCAUGCAGUGCGCAGCGCGGCUUCCGCAGAGGCCGGCUGUGCAGUGGAGCCGGGGGUCGGCCCAGAUGCUGCGGGCUGACCAGGUGAGCGUCUGGCGUAGGAUGUGAGUGAACACUGGAAGUGUGCCCCGGCGGCCGGGCAUGCCGGGACGGUAGGCCUCUGAGAACCAGCUCGCCCGCCCUGGCGGACCUCUGGAGCCCGUGUCCACCCCGGACCGUACGUCCGGACGUGACGCCGCAGCGGAGGAGGAAGGGAGAGGCGGGGCGCCGCGGUGACGUCCUCCCAAGAUGGCGGCGAGAGAGUGAAGAAACUGUUUCCCUUGGGCGGCUACCGAUCAAGGGUAAAAUUCUGAUACCAAAAUGCAGUAUUGGCACCACUGUGAGCGCCUUUUAGAGAGACUGAACAAACAGCGGGAAGCGGGCUUUCUCUGUGACUGUACCGUAGUGAUUGGAGACUUCCAGUUUAAGGCGCACAGGAAUGUGCUUGCCUCCUUUAGUGAGUAUUUUGGUGCGAUCUACAGAAGCACUUCUGAGAACAAUGUUUUUCUUGAUCAGAGUCAGGUGAAGGCUGACGGAUUUCAGAAACUGUUGGAGUUUAUAUAUACAGGAACUUUAAAUCUUGACAGCUGGAAUGUUAAAGAAAUUCAUCAGGCUGCUGACUAUCUCAAAGUAGAAGAGGUAGUUACUAAGUGUAAAAUAAAGAUGGAAGACUUUGCUUUUAUUGCUAGUCCCUCUUCUACAGAAAUAUCUAGUAUUACUGGAAAUAUUGAAUUGAAUCAACAGACCUGUCUUCUAACUCUUCGCGAUUAUAACAAUCGGGAGAAGUCAGAAGUAUCCACAGACUUAGUUCAGGCAAAUCCUAAACAACGGGUAUUGGCAAAGAAAUCGUCUCAAAGUAAAAAGAAGAAAAAGGCUUUCAAUCCACAGAAACCAGGACAGAAUAAAGCAGCGCAAUACCCCAGUGAUGUUUUAGAGAGUGCGCCUGUGGAGCUGUUCCUAGAUACAGGUAAGUUGUCCUCUCCUGGAGACGAACAAGCUGUCCAGGGAAAUGAUAAUUCAGAACUCGAGUUGACCUCAGUUGUGGAAAAUACUUUUCCAGCACAAGAUAUUGUGCAAACUGUUACAGUCAAACGGAAACGCGGCAAGUCACAGUCACACUGUGCUCUGAAAGAACACUCCAUGUCUAACAUAGCCAGUGUGAAGAGUCCCUAUGAACUGGAGAACACUGGCGAAGAGCUGGAUCAGCGGUAUUCCAAGGCCAAGCCAAUGUGCAACACGUGCGGGAAGGUGUUUUCAGAAGCCAGCAGCUUGAGAAGGCACAUGAGAAUACAUAAAGGUGUCAAACCCUACGUCUGCCACUUGUGUGGAAAGGCUUUUACUCAGUGUAACCAGCUGAAAACACAUGUAAGAACUCAUACAGGGGAAAGGCCAUACAAAUGUGAACUGUGCGAUAAGGGAUUUGCUCAGAAAUGCCAGCUGGUCUUCCACAGUCGCAUGCAUCAUGGUGAGGAAAAACCCUAUAAAUGUGAUGUGUGCAAUUUACAGUUUGCAACUUCUAGCAAUCUCAAGAUUCAUGCAAGGAAGCACAGUGGAGAGAAGCCAUACGUGUGCGAUAGAUGUGGGCAGAGAUUUGCCCAAGCCAGCACACUGACCUACCAUGUCCGUAGGCACACUGGAGAAAAGCCUUAUGUGUGUGACACCUGUGGAAAGGCAUUUGCGGUCUCUAGUUCUCUUAUUACUCAUUCUCGGAAACAUACAGGUGAAAAACCAUACAUAUGUGGUAUUUGUGGGAAAAGUUUUAUUUCCUCAGGAGAGCUCAACAAACACUUUCGAUCCCAUACAGGAGAACGGCCAUUUAUCUGCGAAUUAUGUGGAAAUUCUUACACAGACAUUAAAAAUUUGAAGAAGCACAAAGCAAAGGUCCAUUCUGGUGCAGAUAAAACUCCAGAUGGCAAUGUAGAAGAAGGCCAUGCUUUACGUGAACAGGAUCCCACACAAAGAAGUCCUUUGUCAGAAACUCUAGACGUGAAGCCUUCAGAGAUGACUCUCCCCUUAGCGCUUCCACUGGGAACUGAAGACCAUAUGCUUCUGCCUGUCACAGACAGUCAUUCUCCAACGUCUGACACACUGUUGAGGGCAACUGGGAAUGGAUAUUCAGAGCCACAGUUGAUUUUUUUACAACAAUUAUAUUGACUUUGAGAGCGUGGAACUGCUCAGACAUCCCUGGUAGUAAACAUAAACAUCUUGAUAAUGUGCAUAUUCAUAUUACUCCCCAUUCUUUUGAGCUGUGUGGCCAUCAUGUUAUGUGUAGAAGUAAAAGCACCUGACCCUGCAUCCCUCAGUGCUCAUGUUGGUGUUGGCUCUCAUUGUAAACAGCCUUUCAGGGAGAGACUUCCACUGUGGCAGCACUGUUUUGGGUGGUAAGUUUUAGACACUGUUAAAGCUGCCUUAAUUCCAUUCUUAUUUUUGACUUCUUUGUUCCUGAGGUAAAAUCUGACCUGUGGAUUUUUUUUUAUUGUUCUUUCCUAACUGUUUAAGCAAAAUCUACAGUACUAUCAACUUCAAAGUGUUUCUGUUUGUAAACCCUGUGGACCAGUACAUAAACUGUUGGGGGGGGGGUUAAAUUUCAUAUUUAUACCUAUGAAAAUUUAGAUACUAAGGAAGAAUUGUGCUAUUUAUUAAUAUAUUCCUUUAGAGGUAACUUUUCUAAUAGAGCCAAAAAAAGUAUUUCUCUUAAAACUCAGAAAAAUGUAUGUACAUUUUUGUUCAUUUAGAAUGAACUUAGUACUCUGGACAAAGCCAAUAGUCAAAUCAGUUUUUGUUUUGAGUUGAGACUAUAUUUUUUUAAAUAGAUAUUUGGUGUUUUUAAGUGGUCAAAAGACGGUUUUGAAAUUUGAUUCAUUUUAUAUUUUAUUAGAUUUGUAGAUUAUUGGAAGUGAAUAUAUAACAAGUUUGAAAAUUUUGAUAAGCCUAUCUUUUAUCGGAUAUGCACUUUUUAAAAUAAAUGUUCUAAAAAGAAUUUUCUAGAUAUAAAACACAUACUAGAAAUCACUUGGCUUCUCAAUUUGAUAUUAUUGCAUAGAAAAAUCAAGAAACUUGAGUAGCUUGCCUAAAGCAACAUACACACACACAAAUAGGAUUACUAUCCUAACUUCAAUUAUAAGCUACACUUUUUGAUUAUCGGUUUAUUUACCAUUUUAUAUUUGAGUUUUCUACAAGUAUGGGCUUUUAAAUUUUAUAAAUCAAACUACAACUUUUGGUUGUUGGCUCUAGCUUCAUAGUGGUCCUCUCAUUCCAGGAGGACGUAGAGAAUUCAGUGUCGCCCCAUCCCAGACGCUUGCUGCCACUUUCCUUCAUGUUAAUUAUUUCACUGCCUCACCCUUGUAUUUUAAAUUACAGUUUCAGAAGGUUAGUUCCCGUAGUGCUGAUAAAAACCGCAGCUAUUUCUCAUUUCUGCCAUGAGUUAGUUAUGCUUACUUGUUUUCAUGAUUUAAACUACACUGAAAUAAAUUCAGUAUGUUUACCAAUAUUGAAUUCUUUAGUCAUAAUUCCCUGUUUGGGUCCAAGUCUCAGAAAUGAGAAAGACAUAAUCAAAACACUCAGUUCUUAUAGACUGAAGCAGCAAUACCUUUUCUAGAGCAUCCAGCGUUUUCACAGUAAAUCACCACCAGCGAACAGACUUAACUGGGGAGGGUGAAAUAACCACCUUGGGUAAUGAACUUACUAGUUUACUGUUAGCUCAGAAAUCUGUGUGUGUGUUAAAUGAGCAUUCCGAGUUUGAAUAAAAUUUGUAAGGUUA